AUCAUACUCGUGGUGUGAAGAAAUUUCACAGCUUUCUGUUGUUUGCGUCAAUAAUUCCCAUUAAAUAUGGGGAUUCUCGAGAAAAUUUCGGAGAUCGAAGCCGAGAUGGCUCGUACCCAGAAGAACAAGGCCACUAGUUCACAUCUUGGUCUUCUCAAGGCUCGUCUUGCUAAGCUGAGACGAGAGUUAAUCACACCCAAGGGAGGAGGUGGUCCAGCAGGGGAAGGUUUUGAUGUUGCAAAGACAGGAGAUGCAAGAAUUGGUUUUGUUGGCUUUCCUUCUGUGGGUAAAUCCACACUACUGAGUAACCUAGCCGGAGUGUACUCUGAAGUAGCUGCCUAUGAGUUUACUACACUCACCACUGUGCCUGGUGUUAUCCGAUACAAGGGAGCUAAGAUACAGCUCCUGGAUCUUCCUGGAAUCAUAGAGGGCGCUAAAGACGGAAAGGGCAGAGGUCGUCAGGUCAUUGCUGUUGCCAGGACGUGCAGUAUUAUCUUCAUGGUUCUAGAUGUCCUCAAACCCCUCAAACACAAGAAACUAUUGGAGCAUGAACUGGAAGGCUUCGGUAUCAGGUUGAACAAGAGUCCCCCAAACAUUGGCUUCCGCAAGAAGGAGAAAGGAGGCAUCAACCUGACCACCACCUGUCCCCAGUCCACGCUAGACUCAGACAUGGUCCGUACUAUCCUGGCUGAAUAUAAGAUCCAUAAUGCGGACGUGGUCCUACGUAGUGAUUCUACCACCGAUGAUCUAAUUGAUGUAGUAGAAGGCAAUCGUGUCUUUAUCCCUUGCAUCUAUGUGCUCAACAAGAUUGAUCAGAUCUCAAUAGAGGAGCUGGACGUCAUCUACAAGAUACCUCACUGUGUGCCCAUCUCAGCUCACCACAAGUGGAACUUUGAUGAUCUACUGGAGAAGAUGUGGGAGUACCUGCAGCUAGUCAGAAUAUAUACCAAACCCAAGGGUCAGUUACCAGACUAUGAGGCACCGGUCAUCUUGAAGCUAGGUCAUCUGGCCGUAGAGGAUUUCUGCAACAACCUGCACAAAAGCAUUAUGAAGGACUUCAAAUAUGCAUUGGUGUGGGGAUCAUCAGUCAAGCACAACCCUCAGAAAGUAGGCAAAGAACAUGUACUGAACGAUGAAGACGUCAUCCAGAUAGUCAAAAAGUGAGCCUAUGUGUUUGCAUAUAGUCUUGCACAUUUGCAGUCACAUUGCUUGAUAAACAAUAAGCCUACAAGAUCCUCCACAGUUCACUCAGCGGUAUGGGAGGAUGAGUCAGGCAAGCUAUGGAAAGAUUUGCCGAGAGCGCAUCACAUGUUAUUGGCUAUUUUUACUCUCUUGCUGUGCAUGUCCACACUGACCAAACAAUGAACAAAAAGACUCUUUCAAUGGCUGAAAAAGUACCGUGCUCAUAGAUAGUGCUUGAAAGAACAUUCCUGUUGAAGUAGCUUAAAUAUAGACCAUUCCGAGUACACUAUCACUAUACAGUCAGCACUGUGCCUGCUAUUGUACAAAGCAACUGCCUGACUAUCUGAACACUAACUUGCACAAUGCCACCUCCAUUGAAUGGGGCCUUCGUGAGAGUACAAUGCUAGUGUGCUCGCAAUGGUCUAUACAUGAAAUAUGAGGAUAUCAUGAAACUGAUCAUUAAAAUCUGUUUCUGUCUUCAUCUUUUCGCAGAAUUUAAUAUCACAAUUCGGACUUUGCUGGCUUCAAAUGGUUCUGCAAAUGCUCCAAUCCUCACAGCACCACAAAGAGUUUUGUCCUCUCAACUCUCUCAUAAGCAUAGAACAUGGUGUAGAUAUUAAGAGGUUUUAGACCAGGAAGGUAGACAUGUCUGUGAAUGUAGAUAGGAAGACAUUCACAUCUACAUUUUGAUGAAUUUAGGUUACUGAAUCAUGGUGUGCUAUAGCACACUAAAGUGGCUCAAAGCACUUUCUAGCAACCAUCCAAAACCCAUAAUAUUGCAGCAUUUCACAUAUUUAUUACUGUGUACUGUUGGAGCAAUGUUGCCAUGGAUUUUCAUUCUGGCUUGUAUUCAAACACAUCUAUCACAAGUCAUCCGUCUUAUAGUUUUCUUUUGGAAUAUUUCUGUGCUUGUUUAUUAUAUUCAAACCCCCGGAAUACAUUGAUCCAUGCCAUGGCUGAGUUUAAGUCAAGUUGUUUUUUUCCUGUGUUAAUAUUCUAAAUUGUACAUUCAAUUUGUAAAUUAAAAAUUUAUUGAACUUAAAAGGACAGGAGUUAAGGCCUGUUACUUCACACAAUUGUGAUUGAUCAUGAUGCGACAUGUCAUUUGCAAAGAAAUAAACCAGAGUUGAAGUGCACAUAAUUACCAUGAUGUCACAAAGUUGCAUUUGCAUUGACAUUCAAGCGAAUACUAACCAACCAUUAGAUAUAUGACUGGCAGUGCUGAAACUAGACCAAUUUAAGAAUUUGAAUUCUGAUUUUGACAUCAGCAGACUGCAUACCUGACAGACUUCAGAAAAUGGGGAAAUUGUACGAGGAACUGUCUACUGAUAAAAAGUUGAAUGGCAAUAUCCAUAAUGCUGAUUGUUUGGGUCCUAUAGACUACAUGUUUGCCACAAUGCCCACAGGCAGCUGACAGGCAACCCAAACAUUUGUGACCCAUCACCACAAAAUGAGCCUAAAGUUACACUUUUGAAGAACUGAGAUAUUUAUAUAUCUGGAUUAUGCAGAACACAAGCUUUCUAAUGGUAUACAACAUUAUGGGGUACUGAAUUCAGUAAUGAAAAUAUAGACCAACUUACUUGAAGUUGUAAAACUGAUUCUCAAGAAAAUGGCACUUAAAAAUCCUGCAGUUGUGUUACAGUGAAUGUUACAGUGAACAUAAUAAAAUUGGGAGCUUAUAUUUUAAGGGAUACAUGUAGCGUAGAAGAGAAUGGUUUACUGAAAUUUGGGAUCACGUGACCACAGCAUCCAAUUUUGUAAUCACAGGUGACAUGGUGUUUCAUGCUAGAGCCAUGACUGACUACCCAUAUCAUACAGUGCAUAUUGUGCUACCUCUCCCAGCACGUCAAAUGAUUUCAUGACCCCAUGUGUUACACACCAAGUGUUUGAAGGCCCCAAAGUAAAAUGUUUCAAGUAUUGUCACUGCAAAUUAAUAAUUAAGGGAAGAUGCUGAUGAACAAGUGUACAUUGCAAAUGCUAAUAAAGACUACUAGAUAUUGACAAA
Messenger RNA from Patiria miniata (bat star), 3187 nucleotides. It is a transcript of the gene drg1, whose product is annotated as developmentally-regulated GTP-binding protein 1. Gene Ontology annotation, cellular component: cytoplasm. Gene Ontology annotation, molecular function: GTPase activity; GTP binding. The transcript is spliced from 10 exons. The record is from RefSeq and is a predicted model, not a curated record. Gene Ontology annotation, biological process: cytoplasmic translation. The coding region runs from base 67 to 1164 and encodes 365 amino acids. Lineage: Eukaryota; Metazoa; Echinodermata; Asteroidea; Valvatida; Asterinidae.